Messenger RNA from Saccoglossus kowalevskii, 813 nucleotides. RefSeq names its product transmembrane protein 272-like. Lineage: Eukaryota; Metazoa; Hemichordata; Enteropneusta; Harrimaniidae. The record is from RefSeq and is a predicted model, not a curated record.
AUUCAUUCGUAUGCAAAUUUCGCGUGAAUACAGUGGUACAUGUACUAGUAUUUUCAUGUUCAAGUUGACGAACGAAAAAGCAGAAGUACAAUAAAUAUGAGUGGAACUAACGAUAAACGGGAUGUUGAAGCGUCCAACGACAACCCACCGACUUACGAUGAAGCACAGAAAGGUGCACCACCGACGUACGAAGAAAGCAUAAUGUCAAAGAUCAGGACCGCUAAACGGGAGUCGGAUGGGAACAAAGAAUUUGUUACAAAUGUUCUACAGAUAAUAUGUGAAUCAGUUGCGUUGAUGAUUGGUUGCCUGGUUUGUACUGCUUUACUUACUGCUCUACCUAUUUCGAUGAUAGUGAUUGGUUCCAUGCAUAAAGACGAGUGUAAUGCAGAGCCGUACAUCCCCAUAUACCUUAUCGUUGCUGGGAGCUUUUCCUUGUUUAUAUGCGUCACUAACGUAUGUGGCUGCGUGACAAAGCGUGGAAAAAAGGAAGACGAGGAACAGAGUACGGGUGCCACCGCGUGUGCGUGCUGUUUUACCUGCAUCAGUGCGCUGGGGAGUGUCUUUUUGGUGUGUUGGUACAUAGCAGGUAACGUGUGGAUAUACAAAGCGUAUGAACCGUCAUAUGAAGACCCAACCGCUUCAGAUUACUGUGACAAGACCCUGUAUUUAUUUUCAUUUUGGUUUUUGAACGCCGGUUACAUUCUUGCUGGUGUUGGUUUGUGUUUUGGAUGCGUCAUUGGUUGCUGUGCGAGUCGGAUUUUGUCUAAUGUUGACGAAGACUAAAUACAGCGUUCUCACAUAAGUGAUUGAAGG